Messenger RNA from Paramecium tetraurelia, 1863 nucleotides. RefSeq lists its product as uncharacterized. The transcript has 7 exons. The record is from RefSeq and is a predicted model, not a curated record. Lineage: Eukaryota; Ciliophora; Oligohymenophorea; Peniculida; Parameciidae. Gene Ontology annotation, molecular function: GTPase activator activity. Gene Ontology annotation, biological process: activation of GTPase activity.
AUGGAGAGUAUUUAAGAUUUAAAAAACUUGAUAGGUCACAAUUUCAAUGCUGGGAAUUUUAGUAAAUAUAUGAUAAACAAUGAUAUUGCAGAUGUCGAUUAAUUAAUUAAGGAUUGUCAAUUAGAAAACUCAGGGCAAAGAUUCAAUAUCUGGAGAUUAUUUUUAAGAAUAUAUUCGAAAGAGGAUUCAUUUACCCAAAAAAUAGAAAAGCUAACGAAACUUAGAGAAAAUUAUAAAGAAUUAGAAAAUAAACAUCUGAAAACUUCGAAUACCUAAGCCCAAAACAAAACUGAAGAUUCAACUAAAAAAGGACCAUUAGGAGGUCCUCUAGGAGGUCCCUUAGGCGGUGGCAAAUAAAAAUAACAAUCCUCUAAUGCAAUUGAUAAUGUAGAAUUAAGAAAUGAAAUCCGAAAAGAUGUUGAAAGAACUUAUCAAGAAUUUGAAUUCUUUUCUUCAAAGCGAAUUUAAUAAAUACUUACAACAGUAUUAUUUAUUUGGUGUAAAGAGAAUAGUGAGAUAUCAUAUAGACAGGGAAUGAAUGAAAUUGCUGCUUCAUUAAUAUAUAUUUAUACUAAGGAAGCAUUAUAUAAGGAAGAGGUUGAAAAAUAUGAAGAAGCAACUGAAGAAGAAAUUAACAUACUCUUGUAAUUCAACUCUUGGGAAUAUGCAGAACCUGAUAUUUAUGUAUUGUUCACUGCUCUAAUGAAUGAUGCUUAACAUAUGGAGAUGUUUAGACCAAAUUACACUGAAUAGCAAAAAAUCAAGCUUUAAAGCAAGAAACCAAGUGCAAUUUUAACAAGAGUUGCAAAAUUACAAGACAUUCUAUUGAAGUAAGUGGAUUUGCAAUUAUUUCGACAUCUAAAACUUCUUCAAGUUGAAUUCCAGAUCUUCCUGUUAAAAUGGAUAAGAUGUAUGUUUACAAGAGAAUUGUCAUUAAUAGAAUCAUUUCAUGCUUGGGAUGCAAUCUUUUAGGAUUUCUUUUUACAAUAAUGUGAUACAUUAUUCUUUGUAGAUUGUAUAGCUAUUGCCAUGAUAAUUUACUUAAAAAAUCAAUUAAUGGAAAAUGAAGAAUCAAGUCAAUGUUAUCAAAGGUUCUUGAAAUACCCUAAAAUAUCCAAUCUAGCUAACUUAUUAGAUACAGCAACUUAAAUAAGAAAUAUAUUGAUUUCUUAAAAGUCUUCUAAUAAUUUAGAUGACAACCUUGAAGGAACAGAAAAAAUAGAAAAACUAAUAAGCCCAGCAUUUUUUGUUGGUGAUAAAGUAGAUACAGAUCCUAAGGCAUAAUAAGACAAAGUCAAAAGUCGUGAAUAACCUUAACAACCUUAAUAAAAGUCACAACCAGUUUAAUAGUAAGUAACUUAAAAUGAGGAAGAACAAUCUUAAUCACCCUAAUCAUAAAUUAAUGAAAAAUAACCAGUGAAGCAAUAAGAGUAACAAACAGUGUUCUUUGAUGACAAAAUUAUGGCAUCAAAUACAAAGGCUUAAAAAUCAUAGUUUAGUGUUGAAGAGAAUGCUUAGCAGAAAGAGGUAGUCUAGGAAAGUGAAGAUAAAUAAAAGCCAAUUAAAUUAUCAAUAAAAGCGGUAGAGGACAUCUGUACAACUAUAGAGGAAGCCUUUAAUGUGAUUAAGAAAAGCAAUGAAAGUUAAAAUCAUUAAGAAUUGAUAAUUAGUUUGGCUGAACUUAAAUCAUAUCUGACAAAAUAAAUAACAGAAGUUGAGGGAAGAUAAGGGAAUUCAUAGGAUGAUGGUUAAAGAAACAAAAAUGGUGGAUUUGUAAUUAAGAAAUAGCUCACAGGGUAACAACUUCCUCAAGAAGAUAAUGGAAUAAAGAGUAAGAUGGCAGGCUUCUUUAAAAAAUGGUGA